AUGACUACUUACUUUAUCGACUUUAUUAACGAGGUUCCAGAUGAUACUUUAACUUUUGGUGUUUAUCAAACAUUCCCAAAUACACCCGGUAUCGACUCUGUCGCUUGGUUGAGAGCUGAUGUCCCCGAAAAGGGCAUAGCUGGUGUAAAAUUUAACGAAACUUAUUGUGUCGUAAACGCAGACUAUUUCGACGAUAAUGAAAAAGGGAGAUACAAGGCUAGCCAAACUUUCGAUACUAAACUUGGAACAGCUUGGGAAUUAAUCGAGAAGGAUGGGGUCGCACAAUUCGACAAACGGGUUAGUUCUUCGAACGCUGAUAAUUUAAUUGUUAUUAGGAACUCUUCAAAAACCACCGCCUCUUUGGGAAUUGGUUUGUCCGGAAAGCUAUCUGCUAUCAAGAGAAAAGUAUAUGUUGAUUCCGUCGCAGCUUUCAAAGUUACUCCAACCUUUUAUGUUGGUGUUUUCACUGAUCUUGAAAUCGGCGAAAUUAUCACCGAUGACGUCAUUCUUGCCAAUACAAAAAUUGUGUUCGACGGGGAUAAUGUCGCAACAAUUCGAGCAUACCUUACAGGACACGUGUUCAACCUUGACGUGACUUAUAGCAAUCGCGCAUCUUCAAGCUUAUAA
Ambispora leptoticha is the source of this 627-nucleotide messenger RNA. NCBI's taxonomy places the organism in Eukaryota, Fungi, Glomeromycota, Glomeromycetes, Archaeosporales, Ambisporaceae. The record is from the annotation of a GenBank genome assembly.